CACGCCUCUCGUUUGAAUCCCUCGCCUCUGUGCGUUCGCUAUAGACCCUCUAGACCCUCUAGACCCGGUCCUUCCUUUUACAGGAUGCACACAUAAUGUCGGCAUUCAACGCAGCCUUCUCUCCUUUCCUACGCCGAGCAUGGACAUGCCGAGGUUGCCUACGGUCACAGCGACAGGCGCUGCCGCAACAGCGGAGUACACUUGCGAAGCGGAACACAUUUGCGAGCAGGGCGGAUAUACGGAGGACGUUUGCGACCCAGGUCGAUGCGGCGACAACCCUCAUAGGGAAGAUGGGCAAGAGGAGAAGGAGGCUGUGGAUUGUUGGAGGCGGACUUGCAAUUGGCGCUGGAGUGGUUACGAUCAACGACGAUGCGAAGCAUGCGUAUGUUGCGGCCCAGAGGAGUUAUAGAGUGCUUGGGACGCUGGUCCUCAAUAUCAAAGAUUAUCGCGACAUCCUCAAGCGUGAUAGCGACCCAGACUACCCUGAGCAACUGAAAGCCUGCCAUUUACGAUGCGCGAAACGAACGCUCCACACACUCGAAAAGAACGGCUCGAUAUUCAUAAAGCUAGGACAGCAUCUGAGCAGCAUGAGUUAUUUGCUACCGAACGAGUGGUGCGACACUUUUAUUCCGCUACAAGACAGAUGUCCAGUCUCGUCCUACGAGUCCAUCCAGGAGAUGGUGCGACGAGAUACCGGUCUCGAAAUCUCAGACUUGUUUUCCGAGUUCGAGGAAAGACCCAUUGGCGCGGCGUCCCUCGCACAAGUGCAUCGCGCAACCAUCCGGGAAACUGGACAGAAGGUCGCAGUCAAGGUGCAGCAUCCGGCACUGGAUGAAUGGUCAAAAUUAGAUCUAGCACUAACGAGCUUCACCUUCUCCACACUGAAACGCUGGUUCCCCGAAUACGAUCUCACGUGGCUCAGCGAUGAAAUGCAACUCUCUCUCCCACAAGAACUGGAUUUCGCGCGUGAAGGUGAGAAUGCAACACGCGCACGCGAAUACUUCUCCCACGUGCACGAUGUGCCCGUCAUUAUACCAAAAGUUAUAUGGGCGAAACGGAGGAUACUGGUAAUGGACUACGUGGCCGGAUUCAGAACGGACGAUCUGAAGAGCCUGGAUGAGCGAGGCAUUGAUAGAGAUGAGGUUUCCGCGGCGCUUGCUAGGAUCUUCAACGAGAUGGUCUUUGGAAGAGAUGCACCGCUGCAUUGCGACCCGCAUGGCGGGAACAUCGCCAUCAGGUAUAAUCCAAAGAGGAGGGGGAAGACGAAUUUCGAUGUUGUACUGUACGAUCAUGGACUCUAUCGCGACAUUCCGCUGCAUCUGAGGAGGAGCUAUGCGAAGCUCUGGCUUGCGGUCCUGGAUGCUGAUGAACCUGGUAUGCGCAAGUAUGCGUAUGAAGUUGCGGGGAUUGGGGAGGAACACUUUCCCUUAUUCGCAUCGGCCAUCACAGGAAGAGACUACACCGUGCUAGCCACAAAAGAUGCGAGCACAGGCGGUGGAGGCGUCAUGAGCUCGAGGACGAAUGAAGAGAAGAAGGUCAUUGGGGAUGCGUUGGGGGACGGCAUGUUGGAGAGUCUGAUUCAACUACUCGGGCAGGUGCCUCGAGUCAUCCUCUUGAUUCUCAAGACGAACGAUCUUACGCGCUCCCUAGAUGAAGGCCUCCAAACCCGCCAAGGCCCCAUGCGUACGUUUCUCAUUCUCGCGCGCUACGCCUCGCGGACGGUGUAUGAGGAGCAGCUUGACAAUCUGAGUGGGAGUAUAUUGUGGCCCAGGAAUUUCUUGUCGUGGCUUGGUGCUUGGUCACGACACAUGAGGGUUGAGUUGCAGCUUAGCUCGUACGAGACGUAUCUGAAGUUGAGGGCACUGCUGGGGUUCCAGCAGCUUGUGUUGGGUGUGGACAGCUUUAGAGAGUAGGAGGUGUAAAGUGUAUACCCAUAGACUCGGCCUGCUGCAGGUGUGUAUAGACGUGUACUUGUAGAUUUGCAUGCAUACCCUACAGAUACACCAACUAGAGAAGAUUCAAAGUGCGCA
Cucurbitaria berberidis CBS 394.84 is the source of this 2030-nucleotide messenger RNA. Its product is annotated as ABC1-domain-containing protein. The record is from RefSeq and is a predicted model, not a curated record. NCBI's taxonomy places the organism in Eukaryota, Fungi, Ascomycota, Dothideomycetes, Pleosporales, Cucurbitariaceae. The transcript is spliced from 3 exons. Gene Ontology annotation, cellular component: mitochondrial inner membrane. Gene Ontology annotation, biological process: lipid homeostasis; mitochondrion organization. The coding region runs from base 96 to 1913 and encodes 605 amino acids.